Molecule: messenger RNA, 5210 nt
Organism: Procambarus clarkii (red swamp crayfish)
Lineage: Eukaryota; Metazoa; Arthropoda; Malacostraca; Decapoda; Cambaridae
Product: mucin-3B
Molecular function (GO): protein binding
Source: RefSeq, a predicted model, not a curated record
CGGCAUCCGUGACAGUGUCAGCCAGUCCACGGUGCCACAUGCCAGCUGCUGCCCUCCGUGCACGCCACGCAGCUGAUGGUGAGGCUCCAGUCCCCCGCUCCUCCAACACACUCACCAUCAACAACAAGGCGCAGUGAACAUUUACUUAGUAACGCGGAAGGUCACAAACUGCCGCAGGGCAACGCGAGGCGUUUACUUGUGACAGUGAGAGAGAGACAGAGACCCAGGCAGACAGAGAGACUGAGACGGGCGUUGCUGUACCACAGAGGGAACCUGGAGGUGUGGGUGCCAGUGAGGAGGCACUGUAGUGGUGGGAGAGGAUAGUGAUGGACCCGCACUGGAGUGCCACGGGGACCGCGCCACAGUGUUCUCUAAUGUCCCGCCAACAUUGAUGCGCUGAUGACUGAUUUAAUGAGUGAUUCAUCCUCUGUGUCGGCCAACGUGUGUGUGGGUGGUGUGGGAGACCCAGUAGAGUGGACCCGGGCCUCGAAGCUCCACUGGCGUGUACGCCACCACCAACUGUCAGCACAAGGCGGACUAAAAUGACCCCGACUUGCGUAACGGCGUGGCUCUCUGUCAGCGUGUUGCUGACCCCGGCAUGUGCAGCAGCGGAGAGCGUCCAGGGACACAACGAGGUGGUGGUGCUGGAGGGGCAGGAGGCGGACCUUCCCUGCGUCACCACGCCCACCCUGGGUAAUGGCCACGCCCCCCACCGUCGCCACCUCACCCCCACCAUCACUGAUGACCACCUUCAACGGCCACAGCUCAUCCUCUGGUACAGAGAAGGUGUCAGGUCCACUAUAUACAGCUACGACGGCCGUGACAAAGGAAGAGAGCGCCACUGGUCCGAACGGCGCAGCCUGGGCGGAGCGCUGACUCUGACACUGCCGCCCACGCCUCGCUCCCGCCCACAACUGGCCUUCCUCAGGAUCACCCACGCCCAAGAGUCAGACGCGGGCGUGUACAAGUGCCGCGUGGACUUCUACCGCGCCCCCUCCAGGAACACCCACACCAAGCUGGUCAUCGUCGCGCCCCCGACGGAGCCCAAGGUGGAGGUGUGGACGGGCGGGCGGUGGGUGGAGGCCGACCACGGGACCGCUGCAGCGACAGUGGAGGCGGGCACCAGACUGCGCCUGCGCUGCUCCACCACCGGAGGUCGGCCGGGUCCGACGGUGACGUGGUGGCGCGGGGGGCAGCAGCUGCUGGGGGAGGAGAAGACGCCGGCGGAGCAGGACGAGGGGACGUCGGAGGUAGUGAGGAGCUCCAUUAGCGUGACUGUGAGGCCUGAGGACGCCCACACGCCCGUCGUGUGCCAGGCCACCAACACCCACCUGAUGCCGCCCCUCAGGACCCCGGUACACCUGCUGGUCCUCUCGUCGCCGUCGUGGGUGCGCGUGGUGGGGGCGGACAAGCCCAUGUCUGCCGGCGUGAGCUACACAGUGGAGUGUCGCAGCAUGGGCGCCACUCCUCCCCCGGUCCUCACCUGGUCCGUCGGCGACCAUCAGCACAUUCACGCAUCAUCCACGACGAACGCGGAGGGGGAGACAGUGAGCCGCCUGGUGUACAAGCCUCGGGCCGCCCACGCCGGGUCACACCUCACCUGCACUGCACGCCCACCAGACCACGCCUUCGCCUCCCAGACCACGCCCAAGAUCUGGGUCAAGAGCGACUCCGUCCCUCUUAAUAUUAUGUACAAGCCGGAGGUGGAGUUGGACCUGCAGCGGACCAGGCCUUCCUCGGCUGGCACUGACGGCGCUGCAGCCGACGCCAAGCCCCCACGACGCCGCCCGCCAUUCUCUCCUUCUCUUCACCGAACCAAAGAUCUGUUUCCUUCUGACAUGGGGUUACCGAAGUCCACUUCUGCGGCGACGGCGAAGCGAGACGAAGAUGGGAAGACCCAGAAAAAGCUGGAGAAUGGCGGCGACGACGACGGAGAGGACGAAGCAGACGAAGACGAAGCGAGAUUGGUGGAAGGAGAGGGCGCAGUGCUCCAGUGCCACGUGAGGGCCAACCCACCUGCGUAUCACGUCAGUUGGAGCAAAGAUGGCGCCCCCCUCUCCCCAGGGGCGGGCGGGGGCCUGGUGGUGGGGAACAUGAGCGUGGUCUUCCCCAACCUUCAGAGGAAGGACGCCUCCACCUACACCUGCACAGCCCACAACGCUGAGGGCUCCACCCGCAGCAACCCUCUACAGUUGUUGAUCGUCCACGGCCCCGAGUGCCUCCGUGACACUGUGCAAGUUCUGGGAGUGCCACGCCACCAUGCCCUCAAUGUAACCUGUCAGGUGGCUGCCUAUCCCCCGCCCAAAAGCUUCUCCUGGGCUCUCAAGUCCACCCGAGGUCUCCUGCAAGUCCCCGAGGAGAUGAUCACCUUCGUCGGUUCCACCUCCUGGAUCUCUUACACCCCGCGGGCUGCUGUGGACUACGGGGAGCUGCUGUGCUGGGCCCACACCGCCACAGGACGCCAGAGGGAGCCCUGCGUGGCCCGCCUAGUGCCAGCAGACAAACCCGACGCCCCCGAGCAGUGUGGAGUGUCCAGGGCAACUGCUCACACCCUCACCGUGACCUGCACAGCCGCUCACGACGGAGGCCUCCCGCAGACAUUCUUCAUGACGGUAUUCCUCGCGGAAAAGCAAGUGUCCAACAUUUCGAGCGUCAGCUCAGAGAUAACCGCGUAUGACCUGGAGCCCGACACCCAAUACCGCCUCGCCCUCUGGUCCGCCAACACCCACGGCACCAGCAGAAGAACCACCCUCUUUGGCACCACAGCUCCCUCUAACACCUCCACCAGUAGCAGCAUGAACGGCCACUCCAACACGAGGAAGGGCCCCAUAGCCAUGUUGGGGCCGUCCUUAGUGGCGGUGGUGGUGGUAGUAACGGUUCUGGGGGUGGUGAUGGGUGUUGUGCUAGGAAUCCUCACCCAGAGAAUCUCAGUGCCACAAAGAUUCUCCCAAGUGGCCGAAGACGAGGAGGAACCACCACCUCCUCCCCAGCAAGUCACAAGUCGCUCGCGUGUAAACGUUGGGCGCUUAGGAAAAGGCAGCCACGGUUUUAUAGAAGCCCUCGGGAAGCCACCAGCACGUUAUAGUAUCACGUCAAUUGCCCCUUACGAGAAGGACUCGCAUGUUUAUGAUGACCCCGUUUCGCUGAGAACAGGGCGAGCACAACUAGAAACACUCGUAGCAGACACCAAAGUUACCCCUAAUAAUGAGUAUUCUCCGUUUUCUUCAAUAGCCACCGACCCGGACGCCCACUCUCGGUUCUCCUCGUGGCAUCUGCCAAACUCCCGCCUUCUGCGUAGCAAAAUUGACUUAAGAGUUCCAAGCAAACAAUUUCUACGGAAACCAGUGAGAGUCGAGCCACCCAAACCUCCGGCCAUAGACAUCUGUAAGUCCAUCACUCCAACAAGGACAAAGGCCGUGCCUUCCUUGGAAUUUCGUUUAAUUUUAAUUCCCGAAACAAGCAAAAUGCUUCAGUUUGCCAUAGAGAGAGACACCAGGCUGCUAUCAUAUUUAUCCAGAGACUCGACAGUAUCAAGCUCUUCCCCAAAGUUCACAACUAUAACUGAAGAGCAAAACGCUAAACCUCUGAGAAUUAAAGCAGAUCUGCAGACCCACCAGAAUUACUCUACAUUAGUUACUCCUUAUGAAUCCAUUCCUGUUCACAGGAGACUGAGCAUAGAAAACGACAAUCUCAGAAAGAAUUCCACAUUGAAGCCCAUUCAGGAGGAUGAUGCUCUUGAGAAUACGGCUAUAAACCACGAAGAAAGUACACAGCGUCUUUGCACGAACACCGACAUCAACGGGAACGCAAGACCUGCUUCCCCAAUUAACACAGAUAUCCAGAGGCAUCAGAAAACGACAAACGUCGACCUCAGCGACUAUGAUAACUUGGAAAUCGUCCCCAGCAGCGCGCCGUCUCUGGCGGAAGAAACGACUACGAGCGACACAGCCGGAGUCAGAACACCAGCCACAGCAUACAGCACAAGAUCAAUAUUACACAGAAAUGAAGACCAAAAGAAACCCUUUAGCCUGCAACCUCGACCGUACAGCAUUCCCAACAGCAACCCGAAGAGGGUGAGGAUAGCAGACGAACACUCUGAACCAACGCCCACCAGAGACUGCCCACUCUUCCCUGGGCCAAGAGUGAUGAGGGUCCCAGGGGGCGGUGAGGGCCGGUAUGUGCCCUUCAGUCCCAGGGCGGGCAUGUUAGGCAGGCACCACCUCUUUGGGCAGCCACUGGCCAGCAUUAAGCGUGGUCUCAAGACUCCGACACCCCCAUCUUCGAGACGCUUCACGGAGCUCCUGAUCCCCGUAGGAGGCACCAGCAGCCCGCAGCCCCACACGCCAUCAGCCCCAUCAGCACUUCGGAAGCCCAGACGCGCUAUCACGUCUCUCUUCAGCCUCUCUUCGUCUUCGUCGUCGUCGUCCUCCUCUUCUUCCUCUUCCUCGUCUUGCUUCAGCAGAUGGGGCAAGAGGUCCAGAGAGGCCACUCCAUCACCCUACACCGACUUCAGGAGACAUGGCAGUGCGCACAAAUCCUCCUUCAGGAGUCUGGUAUCACGACCCCGCAGUACGCACAUGUCGUCGGGCCCCGAACAUGCAUUCCAGUGUUGUGCGGACAUCGACUGGUACUCCUCCACCUGCUCCUCCCCGAGGUCAUCGUCUUCGUCGUCUUCGUGUCAGCCGCAUUCCUCAUCGUCCUCGUCACCCGUGUCGUCAUUCUACUCGUCCGAGAACUCUCUCUCCAUCUCCGCGUCCUUGUCUAACUCGUCCUCGGCGUCCUCCUUCCAGUUCACGUCGUCAUCGUCAUCUACGGCUUCAAGUUCCCCUUUCUCCUCCUUCCUCUCCCCUUCUCUCACCUGCCCAUCAUCCUCGUCCUUCCUGUCUCUUGCUUCGUGUUCGACCUCUCCAGAUUCCGUAUUUUCAGGGCAAAUAACUCCCACAUAAAGGGGCCAGUGCGUUGUAUAUAAUGUAGGCACUGUAUACAAUGAGCUACAUCAAGGUGUUUCUGAAUGUGCAAUACAUACUUAACUGUGUGAGCGUUCUUGGAGCUUUAUCAAUAUAAACUAUUUUUAUAUUUAAAAAAUGUUUGUACAUUAGACUGUUUAGGGGUAAGCCGAGCGUCACCAUGCUCUGGUCGCCUUAGGGAGAUCCUUCAAGGUGAUCAAAACAAUGUAUACUCCUAUUGAACAUUAUACAUGUGUUUUUUAA